This is a messenger RNA of Sciurus carolinensis (gray squirrel), 2888 nucleotides long. RefSeq names its product solute carrier family 52 member 3 (gene Slc52a3). The transcript is spliced from 5 exons. Gene Ontology annotation, molecular function: riboflavin transmembrane transporter activity. Gene Ontology annotation, biological process: riboflavin transport. The coding region runs from base 410 to 1816 and encodes 468 amino acids. Gene Ontology annotation, cellular component: plasma membrane. The record is from RefSeq and is a predicted model, not a curated record. NCBI's taxonomy places the organism in Eukaryota, Metazoa, Chordata, Mammalia, Rodentia, Sciuridae.
CAAACCCACUCACGAUGGUGCGCACGCCACGGUGAGCUCGGUGGGCUGCUCCUGGCGGAACGUGUCCUGUUUUAAUUUUAACAAUUGUAAACUACUCUUCAUGUGAAUUCGAAGGAAAUAACUCUUGUCACCAAACCUGGAAUUUCUAGACAAUAACAGCUACCGUUAGCGCAUCCAGAGUGUGCCAGGCACAGCUCACGGGGGUCUGCAUCUCACCGGGAACCACAAGGGGACCGAGGCACAGAGAGGCGGAGUCACCUACCCAAGGUCACUCAGCCAGGAAGUAACAGAGCCAAGGUCAAGUCCAGGCAGCUGGCUGCGGAGCCCCAUUCCUGGCCUCGCUGAUAUUCUGGCUUAGACUAAGACUGACCUGGACAGACAGCGGCCUCAGGCCCCAGGACAGACCCCCAUGGCCCUCCUCACACACCUGCUGGUCUGCGUCUUCGGCAUGGGCUCCUGGGUGGCCAUCAACGGGCUCUGGGUGGAGCUGCCGCUGCUGGUGACGGAGCUGCCCGAGGGCUGGUACCUGCCCUCCUACCUCACCGUGGUCAUCCAGCUGGCCAAUGUGGGCCCCCUGCUGGUCACCCUGCUGCACCACUUCCGGCCCGGCUGCCUCUCUGAAGUGCCCGUGGUCUUCGCCGUGCUGGUCGUGGGCACCAUCGCCUGUGUCCUCUUCGCCUUCCUCUGGAACGUGACCUCCUGGGUGCUGGGUGGCGAGCGCAGCGUCGCCUUCAUCGUCCUCACCUUCCUCCUGGCCCUGGUAGACUGCACCUCCUCCGUCUCCUUCCUGCCCUUCAUGAGCCGGCUGCCCACCCACUACCUCACCACCUUCUUCGUGGGGGAAGGGUUCAGCGGCCUCCUGCCUGCACUGGUGGCUCUCGCCCAGGGCUCCGGUGUCACCACCUGCGUCAAUGUCACGGAGACUUCCGACACGACCUCCAGUCCUGUGACUUCCAGGGAGACCCACGUCACUCAGGGAACUGGCAGCACCAUGGCCUGGGCCUCCGCCGGGCAGGCGGGCUCCGUGACCCGGCUGGAGAGCCGCUACCUCCCGGCCUGCUUCUCGCCGCUGCUCUUCUUCCUCCUGCUGGCCUUCAUGAUGGCCUGCUGCCUCCUGGCCUUCUUCCUCCUGCAGCAACGGGCCCGGCGCCGGCAGGGCUCCGUAGAGGACCUCCUCGACUCCCAGGUCACCCUGCACUCCAUUCAGCCACGAGGAGAGAAGGACGCGGGCCCCCUGGGCCCUGCGGACGGCGGCGGGGCCCAGGCCCACCGGGAGGAGAAGCCGGCCGCCCGCCCGGCCCAGCUGGCCUUCAUCUACACGCUGGUGGCCUUCGUCAACGCGCUGACCAACGGCGUGCUGCCCUCCGUGCAGACCUACUCCUGCCUGCCCUACGGGCCCGUGGCCUACCACCUGUCGGCCACCCUCAGCUCCGUGGCCAGCCCUCUCGCCUGCUUCCUCUCCAUAUUCCUGCCCAACAGGUCUCUGCCCUUCCUGGGGGUCCUCACGGUGCUCGGGACCGGCUUCGGGGCCUACAACAUGGCCAUGGCUGCCAUGAGUCCCUGCCCGCUCCUGCAGGGCCACUGGGGUGGGGAAGUCCUCAUCGUGACCUCGUGGGUGCUGUACGCGGCGAGUCUCAGCUACAUCAAGGUGAUGCUGGGUGUGAUCCUGCGCGACCAGAGCCGCAGCGCCCUCUUGUGGUGCGGGGCGGCGGUGCAGCUGGGCUCGCUGCUGGGGGCGCUGCUCAUGUUCCCACUGGUCAACGUGUUGAGGCUCUUUUCCUCCGCUGACUUCUGCAGCCUGGACUGCUCUGCCUAGGCCAUCUGGGGUGGCAGGGACCAUCACAGGGUGCCAACCGUGACCCAUCUCCGACAUCUGCAAACUGGGACUCAGAGAGCCAAAGGGAGUGUCCAGGGUCACCAAACCAGGAGUGGGGAACCGAGAGGCAGAGUCUGAGUGUUUGAGCCAUGAACACAGAGGCCCACCAUGGAAUGCCACAGGUCUCUCCUGAGACCAGGAGGUGCAAGGCAUAGCUCUGCCUCCACCUCUAGUCCAAUGCCUGGGAUCCACCAGUUCCAAACUUCUUUGAGUUUUGAGAGAUCCAAUUUGCAGCAUCCAGCUGGAGACAGGCCUAAGGAUGUUAGAGGGGAAGCAGCCCUUGCAAGCUGUAUGAUCUGCUCUUUCAAGCUGUGUGAUCUUGGGGAAGUCACUUGACUUCUCUGUGCCUCCGUUUCCUCAUCCAUAAAAGGGGAGUUAUGAUAAAGAGCUCUUACCUGGCAUGCUUGGCACAGGGACAAAAGACAGAUGUGCCCAGCAUGUAGCAAGCCCUCCUGAGAAACUUCAUGAUCUGAAACCUCCCAGUAAUGGCAAGAUAGCAAUUGAUACCACCUGGAAGUGGCCCCUGCCCCACCAUCUUCAUCAAGCAGCUUCUUCAAGACCUAUGGGGAGGGACAGAACCCAGAGCAGCCUGGCUUCGCCUUGCCCGGUGUGCCACCCACACACCCUUCCUGUCCCCCCUUCCUGGAUGACGAAGCCCCACCCCUUGGAGAGUAAGCACCCUCCUGGGAAUCAGAGAGAUGAUUUGGAGGGACCCCCUCCCCCAGCCUCUGAAAGUGAACUCCACCUGGCCGCAGACUGGACAGUGAGGAGCUUUAGAAGGAGUGGCAGCCCAAGGGGGACAGGUGAUGUUAUUGUUUUACUUGUUUCCUUUUUUAAUAAAGACAUUCCUUGCUUUUGCACUCAAAUCAGCCAUCAAAGGAGAGAAGUCCAGUGUGAAUCCUCCCCCUAAAAAAAGUGGUCUCAAUAUAAACAGUUUUAAGGCUGCAUUCAGAAAUGAACAGAAUCAGGUGCAGGAAAGGGGUCCGGUCCUGGGAUUUCUUCUCUGUACUGG